AUGCACACAUCAUUAACUCCUAAUGACAAGGCUUAUUGGGAUUGGUCAUGGGAUGAAUUAGCUAGUUAUGAUCUCCCUGCUUCAGUUGAAUAUGUUUACAACUAUACUGGUCAAAAAAUGCACUAUGUUGGUCAUUCUCAAGGAACUUUAAUGGCUUUUGCUGCUUUAUCACAAGGACAACUUUUAGAUAUGUUGAGAUCAGUUGCACUACUUAGUCCAAUUGCCCAUAUGAAUCAAAUUUCUUCAAUUGUUACAAAACUUGCUGCUGACCUAUUUAUAGCUAAUGAUAUAUAUUGGUUAGGAAUCCGUGAAUUCAAUCCUAAUGCGGAUGUUGGAGCAAAGUUUUUGGAAGACAUAUGCAACACUCUACACCUGAAUUGCGCAAACCUAAUGUCACUUUUCACAGGUCCAAAUUGUUGCAUAAAUUCUUCUAGGAUAGAUGUGUAUCUUGAUCAUGAACUACAUCCAACAUCAACCAAGAACUUGAUCCAUUUUUCUCAAAUGAUCAGAACAGGAAAUAUCGCAAAACUUGUGGUGUUGUUCAAUGACGAUUAUGUACAUGCUGAUUUUGUUAUGGGUGUCACGGCUAAACCAGUCGUUUAUGAUCCCAUGAUAGCUUUUUUCAAUGGUUAUUGA
Messenger RNA from Vicia faba (fava bean), 636 nucleotides. Lineage: Eukaryota; Viridiplantae; Streptophyta; Magnoliopsida; Fabales; Fabaceae. The record is from the annotation of a GenBank genome assembly.